AUGAAUGGACCUGCGAAUGGGCUCGCUGCCGUCGUCUCUAAAGCAACCCUCUCCUUUGCUGGCAAUUUGCGGCGCACCGCAUUGUACCAACACCUUGCUGAAGUUGGGCCAGCAUCAUCCGACGUCUUUGGUGCCAUCUUGCAGUUUCGGAUAGGAGCCGAGAGCCGUAUCGACCGAACGUUGCGCUCUGUCAGGUUUUAG
Molecule: messenger RNA, 201 nt
Organism: Akanthomyces muscarius
Lineage: Eukaryota; Fungi; Ascomycota; Sordariomycetes; Hypocreales; Cordycipitaceae
Exons: 2
Coding region: 1-201 (66 amino acids)
Source: RefSeq, a predicted model, not a curated record